Suillus bovinus is the source of this 1588-nucleotide messenger RNA. RefSeq names its product phosphatase 2C-like domain-containing protein. The transcript is spliced from 4 exons. The coding region runs from base 229 to 1458 and encodes 409 amino acids. Lineage: Eukaryota; Fungi; Basidiomycota; Agaricomycetes; Boletales; Suillaceae. Gene Ontology annotation, biological process: protein dephosphorylation. Gene Ontology annotation, molecular function: protein serine/threonine phosphatase activity. The record is from RefSeq and is a predicted model, not a curated record.
AUGACCGUGGGACAUCAAGACAACAGUGCAUGUGUUGCGGAGUCACCCGGCACCAAAACCCUCGUACUACUACUAGUAGUGCAUCGGUAUGACAAUCUAUGAUUGGACCUGUUAACGGGCCGUAAAUUUCACACAGUACAUCUUCGAUAACUCUCCUGUGCUGCACACCGUGGCAGGCCUGCAUGCCUUAACCUCGCAGUCCUAUCUGUGCUAGUGAACAAAGGUGACAUGCCAUCCAUCCAAGUGUUCCGUCGUGCGUACAUGCAAGGCUAUGGCUCUGACCGCGGCCCUUGGCGCUAUCGUCUCUUUCCAGAGCACGUGCUACGUGCUCAGAUCCUGAAACGCUGCACAACCAGUAUCUCAAGUGACGGAAGCAGUCUUGGUGCUUCUAUACAGCCUCAUGACGGUUCGGCUAACGAGGACAGAUAUCUGAUCGUGGAUUUGAGCCUCCCAAAUGGUGUCUGGAGCUUGAACUGUGUCUUCGAUGGGCAUGGAGGGCAUGAAACAGCUGACUACCUCGUCGCCGAAUUACCCUCUCUUCUAGUGGCUGGAUUGUUGCCCACAGUAGCCAACUUGGAGGGUGUUUCAGAUGUCCUUACCAGAGCGGUCUUUGAUGUGGACGAAGCAAUAAAACGGGACUUCCUCGAAGUAUUUCCGGAAGAAGUCGAGGAGAUCGCUACGAUGUCAGAUACAACAGUCAAAACGCGGGUCAACGACCAGUCUUCUGGAGGACGAAAUCACCAGAAAGCCCUGCGUUGCUUGAGGGGAUCUACAAUCCUACUAACCCUCGUCGACCCUACAAGGAAACAUCUUUGGGUGCUAAAUCUCGGUGAUGGCGUCGUGGUCCUCGGAAGUAGGCGAGACGCGAGUUCGCAAUGGGACGCAUCCAUCUUGAGCGAUAAUCACAAUGCCAGCAACCCCGCUGAGGUCGAUCGCAUCAAACGGCAACACCCUGACGAACCAGAAUGCGUUUUCGACGAUAGAGUGCUCGGUAAUCUUGCUGUCACGAGAGCUGUCGGAGACCACGCCUUCAAACUGCCUCGCAUCUACACUGAGAAAAUAUUCUUGAAUGUAGAACCGGGAUUUCGCGUCCCUGCUGUGAUUGAGUCUUUGAUUCCACGAAAUCUGAGCCCGCCGUAUGUCUCGAAUCUUGCAAGCGUUCGUUAUGUCGAUCUUCGUGAGCAGUCAAGCUGCGACUACUUUAUCUUGAUGUGUUCGGACGGCCUGGGAGACCUUUACGCGGAUGACCCAAAUCGCGUUGAAUCCCUUACAUCUCUCGUCCAGAAGUGGGUGGGAAUAGUAGGUGACGUCGUGAGAGACGACAUCCAGGAGGCAAUGCUGCGCUUGUUAAGACACGCUCUGGGGGCAGAAGACAUCGAUGAUGUCUCGCGCAUGCUUAGCGUAGAGAUGCCCGUCGCUUAUAUGGACGAUACGACUGUGAUCUUACAAGUGCUGUAGUAUCCGAUACGAAGGCAUGUGCAUGUAUGGGGUAACGAAUGCGGAUUGUACAGAUGCCAAGUGCCAAAAAUGCUACGUCUGUAAAUUAUAGAUAAAGUCAGGAAAAGUCGAUUCGUGUAUCAUCGCAGAU